Molecule: messenger RNA, 762 nt
Organism: Saxophila tyrrhenica
Lineage: Eukaryota; Fungi; Ascomycota; Dothideomycetes; Mycosphaerellales; Extremaceae
Exons: 2
Coding region: 1-762 (253 amino acids)
Source: RefSeq, a predicted model, not a curated record
AUGACCACAUCACCACAAGCACAGACCCCCGUCGUGCAGAACAGCAGGCUGCUGUCACUCCCGCUCGAGCUGAGGCAUAUCAUCUACGCCCAGAUGAUUCAGAACGAAGGCGUACACGUCGAUCUCUCUUCGCCGGGCAUUUCCAGGCUCCUAGCCAACCAAGGAACGCGACUUGACGCAACUCCGAGAACGUUGCACCCUCCUCGUGCGGCACUCAUCUGUCGGGCGAUCUGGGACGAGUUCCAGGAGUUCAUGAAGACCAAGCCAGCCCUCGCUGCGGUGAGUUAUGUCUUUCACAUCAGGAACUUCGAGCUCGACGUGAUGGACAUCCCUCAAGAGGUUAACGUGCGGAACAGCAGAGUCAUCUUCCGGAUCUUGAUUGAUGAGAUCGAUGAGACACGUGCUAUACCGCUGCUGCAGAGUCUCAUCGGGAAGGCGGCCUUUUUUCGACAGCGCGGGCACUCCGAUGUUCGGUUCGCAGUCCACCUGGGCGGCUUAAUACUCGACAUGGACCGCCUGAAGCAAAUUUUGCUGAAGGUCAGGCUUCUCUUGAGGGAAGACAAAAAGCAGGCUGGCAUGGAGGAUGUGAAGUUUUUGGGGACCAUGCUGACACGAUUCGAGAGAGCAUUGAUGGAGGCGAUGAGGCGGGAAUGGGUGGAGCGCCAGGAGAACGAGGGAGAGACCAGGAAGGCUGAAGGCAAGACCAGAGCGUUUUUUGCGUCCUUGCCGUUCUGCAAACAGAUGAUAAGUCCGAACGUAUAG